Molecule: messenger RNA, 2649 nt
Organism: Mucor mucedo
Lineage: Eukaryota; Fungi; Mucoromycota; Mucoromycetes; Mucorales; Mucoraceae
Exons: 6
Coding region: 1-2649 (882 amino acids)
Molecular function (GO): ATP-dependent protein folding chaperone; ATP binding
Source: RefSeq, a predicted model, not a curated record
AUGCAACACGACGAUGUCAAUGAUAUAGGUGUUUACGUAGAUAACAUCAGUCAAUAUCUUCUUGACAUAGAUGCUUCAGAUGAAAAGCUUGGCCGACUGAUGGAUGGUUUAACCGUCAGAAAAGUUAUUACUGAUUAUUUGAAAUAUUUUGUUCAACUUGCUCUCAAAAGGUUACAGGUUCAUAAAAACGUUGUCAAAAAUGUGCACUUCCAAGAAUUUGUUAACGAAGAGUUUAUUGAUGAAGAUAUUAAAACUAUUGGUUAUUGCCUCGUUUGUCCAACCGAUCGACAAGAAUUUAUGAAAGACUGCUUUAUUGAAGCAGGAAUUAUCGAGGAGUUUGAAGCUGAGCACCGACUUUUAUUUGUCAUCGAAGCUGUCGCUAUAGCUCAUUAUCAUCUUUCUCUUGACAGAAACGAGACCGGUAUCCAAAGUAAUCAGGAUUACUUCGUUUUCGAUGUAGGCGACAUCUCUAUUGGGAUAGCAAAAGUUCAUACAGCUUCCACUGAAUCAUUGAGUACUGUUACUGGAAUUUCUGACGAUAUAGCACAAGGGUCAAUAAAUCUAGACAUCAAGUUCAAAGAUUAUUUGAUAGAAAAUUUGACAGCGUUAAAUUUAGAUAUUUCACACAUUGAUCAAUUUGUUCAAACUUUUUCCAAAAAAAUGAAGUAUGAAUUUAAUAUGUAUGCCCCAACACAGACUGCCAUAUCACAAGAUGAUAUUGAUGGAAAUCCCAUUGGGUUUACGUAUGAAGAUUUAGACAGAAUUGUCUUAAAACCAUUUAUCGAGAGCAUAGCUAAAUUUGUAUCAAUAGCUAAUGAAACUCAUGGUCACUCCAGAGAUAAGAGUAAGUUGAAGUAUCAUCGUUCUACUAUUGAACAUUCACUUGGAAUGGUUUCCUCGGGCGCUGUCUCUUCAACAUUAAAUAGCUACAAAUCUCAAACGCCCUUCUCUCUUUAUAAUGAACACCGAUCCCCAUUUUCUGAUAGAAGACCGCCCUUACCAGAAAUAGUGUCGGAGGAAUCUACUGAUGAUAACGAUGAAAAUAAUGCUUAUGACUUAAUUGUUGGAAUUGAUUUUGGUACCUGCUUUUCUGGAUGCUCUUACGUCCAGCUUAAGGAUAAGAAUGGAAAACCUGUAGGUACAAAAAAAAUCAAGACCAUAAAAACGGGUUGGCCUGGAGGCCAUCUAAAUAAUUUUGGAAAGACCCCAACCUUGUUAGUGUACGAAAAAAAUAUGAAGCCAAAAUAUUGGUCUGAAGAAGCAAAACUUGUAGCAAAGCGCCGUAAAAAUAGCAUUCUAGGAAAUUUUAAAUUGUUUUUGUGCUCCAAAUAUUUGGAAAACACUGAUGAUCUGGAAGAAUUUGAAGAACGAGGAGGGGUUCCUGAUGAUGGAUACCCAAAAAACGAAGUGGAUGUGGUCAGAAUUAUAGCUGAUUAUCUCAAGUUUUUCAAAAAUUAUGUUGUUGAGUAUAUCGUAUCUAAAGAAAUGGAUGAAAGUUUUACUUUCUAUAACAGGUCAAAGCUUUUGAAAAAAUACAAGAUUAAAUACGUGAUGACUGUACCUGCUAUGUGGAAUUCAGUAGCCCGAAAUUCCAUGGUGCAAGCUGCAGUUGAAGCUACUCUAAUUGAAAAAAAUGAGGUCGACCAGCUUCUUAUAAUCAGUGAACCCGAGGCAGCAGCAUUGUUCUGUAUGAAGAGAAAAACCGAAUAUUUUGAAAAAGAGGAUGAAAAAUUGAAUGAUACGAACUUUAUUGUAUGUGAUGCUGGUGGAGGAACUGUAGAUCUGGUUACAUUUAAUUUACAGCUAAACAAAGAAGAAUACGAUACACCUACUACAAAACAAAUGAUUUUUCAAAUCGGUGACGGUGUGGGUGAUAUCUGCGGUUCAACUUGUCUUGACGUGGGAUUUCAAAAUUAUCUCCAUGAAUUUUAUAAGAGCUUUGGAGUAGAUAUAGACAAAGAAAAUGCCCUUCUUGAUGAUGUUAUGAAUGAUUUUGUGAAAAACUAUAAGCUUGACUUUAUGCCUAAUUUGCAAGGCGACUCUUAUUACGAUAUUAAUUUGCCCGGGAACGGGAUUAGAAAUUUUACCAGCGAUUCUACUUAUAGCAUGACUAAUGCGAAUAGAACGCUGAAAAUGAAGAACCAAGUUAUGAAAGAGCAAAUAUUCGACCCAGUAGUUGAUCGUAUUUUUUACCUUAUCGAUGAUCAGUUAAACCAAGCAAAAAAAGUAGACAGACGAAUUGACACAAUUUUGAUGGUUGGUGGCUUUUCCCAAUCCAGAUACCUGCAACAACGCAUUAAAGACCGGUAUAAGGGUGUGUGUCAUGUUAGCUUUCCUACCGAAGGUGUUGAAGCUAUUUCUUACGGUGCAGUAUCUUACGCCUUAAAUCCCCGUACGAUAUCAAGAACAACUGCCACACAAUCCCUUGGAUUAGAGGUACAGGCUCCAUUUGAAAAAAUCUUGCCGGAUUCAAGUAAGAGGAGAGUGAAAGGUCCCAAUGGUGAUUGGAAUUUUGAAAAAGACCGUAUAGAGUAUUUCGUAAAACAAGGUCAGAUCUUAAAAAACGAGCUACAAACAGUAUAUCAAAAAGAUGCAUAUGUUCUAUAUCCCAAUGCUGCAGUAGUAGGUACUUAUAUUUAUUGUAAGUAA